AAUAACCAUUAUUGGUCAAACGGAAAUCCACAUUGGGCAGUUGAUACAAAUUAUCAAACAGUAUGGGGCACAAAUGUGUGGUGCGGAUUAUUAGCAGGAAAUUUAAUAGGUCCACAUUUUUAUGACACUACUCUUAAUGGAAGACGAUAUUCAGAUUUCUUAACUUUGCUAAUGUUGGAAGAUGUCCCUUUAUUACUUCGUCAAAACUUAUUUUUUCAACAGGAUGGAGCACCCGCUCAUAAUGCCAUUAUUGUAAGACAACAAUUAAAUGAAAUGUUUGGAAAUCAAUGGAUGGGAACUCAUGGGCCAGUGGAAUGGCCCCCACAGUCACCUGAUCUAACACCAUUAGACUUUUUUUUAUGGGGCCAUUUAAAGACUGUUGUUUAUGCAGAACCACCAGCAAACUUACAGGAUUUAAAAAAUAAAUUAAUGGUAGCGUGCAGACAAUUAACAAAAGAACAAAUUUUAGCAGCAACCUAUAGAGAAGUGAGUCUUUGA
Molecule: messenger RNA, 498 nt
Organism: Cinara cedri
Lineage: Eukaryota; Metazoa; Arthropoda; Insecta; Hemiptera; Aphididae
Source: the annotation of a GenBank genome assembly